AUGGCCGUUCUGGGCUUUGGGUUAGCUAAUGCCAAGAUCUUUACCCAAGAGGAAGUUAUCCGUGCCCUCCGAACCCAAGGAGAAAUUCCAGAGGAAGAUAUCGCCAAAUACGUUUGCAUCGCUUGCCACGAAACUCGUUACAACUCGUCGGCCAUCCACAAAGACGAUGCUUUUGGACUCUUCCAACUCUCGGAUGACUUUUGGUGUGGCAAAGGAUUUAAAGGAGGAGAGUGCGAGGCAGAUUGUUAUGAUUUUACGGACGACCAUCUCGAGGACGAUGUCCAAUGCUUGACCAAGGUUACCCCCCAUAAUUGGCCAACUUACGUCGAGAAAUGCGCUCAAGACCCGUUUUUAUUCCGAUUUGGAGAGGAGUGUACUUUUGAUGAGGAAGAAUUUACCAAAGACAACCGACGAAUGUGGUGUCCAACUUGUGCUACAAGAUUAGACUAG
Tigriopus californicus is the source of this 450-nucleotide messenger RNA. Its product is annotated as lysozyme 2-like. Bases 1 to 450 code for a protein of 149 amino acids. The record is from RefSeq and is a predicted model, not a curated record. Lineage: Eukaryota; Metazoa; Arthropoda; Copepoda; Harpacticoida; Harpacticidae. The transcript is spliced from 4 exons.